Paramisgurnus dabryanus is the source of this 3807-nucleotide messenger RNA. It is a transcript of the gene usp12b, whose product is annotated as ubiquitin specific peptidase 12b. Gene Ontology annotation, molecular function: cysteine-type deubiquitinase activity. Gene Ontology annotation, cellular component: nucleus; cytosol. The record is from RefSeq and is a predicted model, not a curated record. Lineage: Eukaryota; Metazoa; Chordata; Actinopteri; Cypriniformes; Cobitidae. Gene Ontology annotation, biological process: protein deubiquitination.
GCGACGCUCCCUCAUUCCGCUACGAGCUGGACCGACUGAAGGAUUCACCGGAACUUCAGCCCGUGCGGCUGUCACAGUUUUAAAUAGGGGUUCGGUCCAAUAUGGCGGCAGACGGAUGGAAAUACUGAUGACAGUCCGAAAGAUCGCCUCGAUUUGUACGAUGGGCGCCAAUGCCUCUGCUUUGGAAAAGGAGAUUGGACCGGAACAGUUCCCUGUUAAUGAACACUACUUCGGACUGGUCAAUUUUGGCAACACCUGCUACUGUAACUCGGUGCUGCAGGCACUUUACUUCUGCCGGCCGUUUCGGGAGAAAGUGCUUGCGUAUAAAGUCCAGCCGCGCCGUAAAGAGAGCCUGCUCACCUGCCUGGCUGACCUGUUCAACAGCAUUGCAACUCAGAAAAAGAAAGUGGGAGUCAUUCCACCAAAGAAGUUCAUCUCCAGACUGAGAAAGGAAAAUGAAUUGUUUGACAACUACAUGCAGCAGGAUGCCCACGAGUUCCUCAACUACUUGCUCAACACCAUUGCAGACCUGCUGCAGGAGGAGAAGAGCCAGGAGAGACAGCAAAAUGGCAAGGUAAUGCAGAAUGGCGGUGGAGGAGGAGGCGGCGGGAGCGGCAGCAGCACAGGAGAGGCUGAAACAGAGGAAAAGACCCAGCAGACCUGGGUGCAUGAGAUCUUCCAAGGCACACUGACCAAUGAGACGCGAUGCCUCAACUGUGAAGCGGUAAGCAGUAAAGACGAAGACUUUUUAGAUCUUUCAGUGGAUGUGGAGCAGAAUACCUCCAUCACACACUGUCUUAGGGGUUUCAGCAACACAGAGACCUUAUGUAGUGAAUACAAGUACUACUGUGAACAAUGCAGAAGUAAACAGGAGGCUCAGAAAAGAAUGCGUGUGAAAAAAUUACCCAUGAUCCUUGCCCUGCACCUAAAGCGCUUUAAAUAUAUGGACCAGCUUCAUCGCUACACCAAGCUUUCCUACCGUGUGGUCUUCCCUCUGGAGCUGAGGCUCUUUAACACGUCUGGGGACGCCACCAACCCAGACCGAUUGUAUGACCUGGUGGCAGUAGUUGUUCACUGUGGAAGUGGUCCAAAUCGAGGUCAUUAUAUCACUAUAGUGAAGAGUCAUGGCUUCUGGCUUCUAUUUGAUGAUGACAUUGUAGAGAAAAUAGACGCCCAAGCGAUUGAAGAAUUCUACGGCCUGACAUCGGACAUCUCCAAAAACUCUGAGUCAGGGUACAUACUCUUUUACCAGUCUAGAGACUGAGACAAUGGGAGUGACUGACGGAAUUGGAGGGUGUGAUUCGUGAGGGACAGAAUCGGGCAGAUAGGGAGGCUUGGGCUCUGUUGCCUGGCUCAGCUCCCUUCUCCAUCCCCUCUCAGUCAAGUCCCUUUUCAUCCAGGCUUAUCAAUGGAGCUUUGCACCAGAGCAUCAGGCGGGUCCCAGUCAGGAGCAGUUGAUGCCAGAGUGACCUGGACACAGCACAGUUAUCACCAGGCAGAAGUAAUCGCGGUCUGGUUAGCUGUCAUCUCACUCGCCUGCUUCGUGUUGCUCGACACACACAAACGCACAUAUACACACAGCUGUGAAAUGAGCUACACGUACGUCAAUGAUGGCCUAAGAAUGGACGCUGUACAAAUGUCUUUUUCCCACCACACAAUAACAGGGUUCAUUUUGUUUAUUUGGGUCUUCAAUUCUUUGCAUCACAUUAUGUAUUGCCAUUCAUAACAUCAUGGUCAGUCUAAAAACCUUCACAUUGAUUUUCUUCAUCCUAUAGAGAAAACUGGCAUUUGCAAUGUCUAACCUGGCACAUCAUGCUAUUCAUGGUAACCAGCUAGUUAUGAAUGUGUAGCAGAACAAAUCAUUGUAACCGAGCAAUGUUAAGCAGUUCCGCAGGAACAGGGAAACCUGGUAGGGAUUGAAAGAUCAUGUAGGGGAUUUUGUGUGAAGUGAUGUUUUAUAGGACUGUGGAGUGAUGGGUGUGGUGCAGAGAGGAUUGUGAGGUGUAAAGUGUAAAGGAUGUGGCUUGACCUAAGAAUGCUUUUUUUGGUAUUCAUUGAAUGUAAAACAUUUAAAUAGAUAUUGUGCAAGCGAGUGUAAAAUUGGAUUUGUAUAUUGCACAUUUUAUGGUGCACUAAAUAUAGAGCGUGACCGAUGGAAAUGCAAGCUAGGGAUUUAUAUUAUUCUAAAUAUAAGUCCAUGUAUAUUGUAUAGUAACCAAAACUGCACACAUUUCCACUCGUAUUAUUAACACUGUGUCCCUUUGAGAUCGCCUUAUAAUGCUGACUUACUCAGUUCGGUCCGUUAAUAAAAGAAAAGUUGGAUGAUUCGACCAAGCUCGCUUGUCUAGGGCUGUACACUCCAUUAUAGAGACUUUAGCAGAUUGCAUUAAGUUCUGCGUAAUGUCAGUAACUCAUCCCUAGAUCUCUAUUGUCUUUUCCUCUGCCCUGUUAAUAGAUAAUGUUGUACCUGAACCUUAAUGGGAAAUGAAGCACAGCUGUAGGGUAAAGUACAAGUGUAUGUCUGUGCAAAUCUUUAAAACCCACAUGGCUGCUUUGCAGUGGUUAUAUUGGUUAAGAUCUGGUUAAAGCGUUUCAGUUAUGUUUCUAGUACAGUUCACCCUGUACUGGAUGAGCUCCUUCUCUCAUUUGGCCAGUAUAUAUGUAUGUCACCAUGCGAUUAGCACAAUUUUACACAUGCACCCGGCAAGGUCAGGUAUUUUCAGUCUUAAUCUUGCCAAUGUCCAUGCUUGAAAAGUACAAGGAGUUCCCAGAUUAAUUUUAUUAAAAAAAAUAGUUCAGACGAGAAUGAAUAAAGGUAUUUUACGUUCAGAGCUUUCCUGUGUAACAACACUGGUUUUAUUUGAUUGUUUAUUUGACAACCAUGCGCUUUAAUCUGUGAGAGAUCAUGACUGACAGUGCUGCUGAUUAUUAAUCCAUACAUCAUGUUGAUAUCAAUGCAUGCAUUGUAUAACAACUGUUGACAUUGUUAUAAAGCAUGUAAACAAACAUCACAGAGGCUUUAAGCAUUUUGCCGGUCAGUUAGCUUACUGGCAUUGUGCGUCUUCUUAAGUAGACUCAACUAUAUGUUCAAAUAAACUGACAUAUGGUGCCAUGUAAUUUACACAUUUACACAUGCUUUGUGAUGUGACAUCACUUUGAAUAAGGCUUACCCAAGCCGAGUUAACUGGAUUUUUUUUUUAUUUGCUUGUGAUUUAGUAGUUACGGGGAAGGAAUGUUUCUUUUAUUUGGGUUUAUUUAUGUGUAAUUAUAAAUGUUAUAUUAACUUUUUUUGACGCUCUCAUUUUUAUACAUUUUGCAAAUUAGUCCCUUGUCUGGACAUAGGCCAGGGCUCUUGAAUGACUGUUGAAUGAGAAACAUAAGGGUGAUGAUGUUUGCUUGGAAUUGUCAGAUCGAUGCCAUAAGCUUGAAACAAAACAUGAAGUCAUAUGAUAGUCAUAUAUACACAAUUACGCACUGAUCACUGUAACAGCACCCCGAGUGUUUGGUAGUUUUGCCAUUGGCAGGCAGACAGAAACUACAUAAAGUCAUGAGACAAAUGUAGUGGAAAGCUGUCACACUAACAUUCACGUAGAAUUUAGAGUGACACUAGUUUUGUGUUUCAUUCCUGCCCCUUUUCUUAACAUUGUCAAGAUGUUAAUUCCGUACUGCGUUUGAAAAAGUGCACUUUCGAUAAAGCAAUGUACAAAUUGUAAGCCGGAUGUAUAUUCUGGUUUUGGAGUGGAUGGUGUGGAUGAAAGUUGGGACUCAAUCACCCUGUCCCUAUAAUAAAAUAAACAAAAACGUGAA